CGUUGGCGGGGACGACCCGGCGGGAGCGGCGGCUGAGCCGAGCGGAGCCCCGGCCCCUUCUCCGCUCGUCCGCGCUUCCGCUGCGCCAGCGCCGCGCGUGAGCCCCGAGCCCGAGGAGACAUGAGCGCCCGGCGGCCCGGCGCACCCAAGGCGCAGCGGCCCGGCCCCGCGGCCCCGUGAUGGGCUCCUGCGUGUCGCGAGAUUUGCUCACAAGUACCCACAAGGACUGCCCCAUGCCCCAGGGCACGGCCCCCCUGAACCCAGACUUGCCCUCCAGCCGCCCACCCAUCGUGGCUCCAGACCAUGUCACUGGCAAGGACAAACAGAUGGAUUUCUGUUGGGAUCCUUGGCAGAGGUGCUUCCAGACCACCAACGGCUACCUGUCCGACUCCAGAUCCUGCUCCAGCAACUACAACGUGGCAGCCCUGGCCACCUCAUCCCUUGUGGGAGUGGUGCAGAGCAUCAAGGAUCACAUCACAAAGCCCACGGCCAUGGCACGUGGUCGCGUGGCCCACCUCAUCGAGUGGAAGGGCUGGAGUGCCCAGCGCUCAGGCUGGGAGCUGUCCGCAGCCGAGGACGAGCAUUACUGCUGCCUCCCAGAUGAGCUGCGUGAGGCCCGCUUUGCCGCAGGGGUUGCCGAGCAGUUUGCCAUCACGGAGGCCACACUGAGUGCCUGGUCCUCGCUGGACGACGAGGAGCUGCACCCAGAGAACAGCCCCCAGGACAUCAUCCAGCUACAGGACCUGGAGAGCAUCUACCUUCAGGACAGUCUUCUGAGUGUCCCCUCGCAGGAUGACAGUCUUCUGGCCUUCUCCUCCCCCGAUGGAUGGCCCUCACCUGACGAGCCCCCCACCAUAGCCUCUGGCCCGCAGCCCCCCAGCCCCGAACAGCAGCACCGGCAGCAGCUGCUGGGGGCCCCGGGGCCCGAGCGGGGGGCCCGCCUGCAGGGCUCCCUCCCGUCGGUGGACAGCGGCUCCCUCUCAGAGGAGGAGGACGAGGUGUUCUGUAACUGAGGCGGGCGCCGGAGCCUGCUCACACCGUGACCUGGCCCGGUGGGCAGCCCAGGUGCAUCAGGACGCCAGGGUCUGGCUGGGCAUCUCUUGACCCCUCAGGGCAGGCACAGGGUGGGUGCGGCAGGGCUGGGGGCCAGCAUUCCUUGGGGACCAUUCCGUGCCUCUGUGGACCUGCCCCCCGCGGCGGGAGCCGUAAUCCCCUUCUCCCUCUUCACUUGGCUCAGGCAGGCACCUUCCCCUGCAGUUUCGGCCAUCAGCGAGCUCAAGGACUCUCAGCAGACACCAGGCAGGCCGCCCGGAGGACCCAACAGCCAGCUUCCCAGGCAGACAACCAGGGAAGGGCCUGGGAGACCCGCCUCGACCCCAGGGCUCGGUUCCUCGCCCCUCCCCUCUGUGCUUCUGCCCCCCAUCAGAGGCGGGGUAGCCUCUUGGGGUGCCUAACGUCUGCUCCUUAGUGCUCUUCAUGAGGUUCUGUCUCUGGAGUGUCUGUCUGUCCCUCACUCUCUGGAUCUGCUCCCUGGUGCCCUGCUCCCCCCUCCCAUCUCCCUGAAGGCUCUCUGAAGACAUUAAAGUGGUGGAUUCACCCUGGA
Messenger RNA from Balaenoptera musculus (blue whale), 1603 nucleotides. It is a transcript of the gene FAM131C, whose product is annotated as family with sequence similarity 131 member C. The transcript has 7 exons. The record is from RefSeq and is a predicted model, not a curated record. The coding region runs from base 180 to 1013 and encodes 277 amino acids. Lineage: Eukaryota; Metazoa; Chordata; Mammalia; Artiodactyla; Balaenopteridae.